CCUGCCGCAACUCGGAGUCACUCGCAGCCCUGCUUAUCUGCGGCGCGCCCUGCGAUCGCGGGCUCGUAGGGCGGAAGGGCUUAGGAUCGAGGCAGGCUAGGCACUGGCUAGGCAGACUCUAGGCGAAGCGGCGCCACUCGGAGGCGCGGAAGGCUCGCAGCUUCUAGACUUUGGCAGAGGGAGCUGCCUUGAAGCGCAUGUAGGGAGGGAGGAAAGAAGGGAAGAUGGUCAUUCGGGUUUUCGUCGCGUCUUCCUCUGGUUCCGUGGCGUGGUGUCCUCAGAUCUGUUGGGCCGGACUACAACUCCCAUCACGCCUAGCCCCGCACGACCCAUGGCUGGAGAUGGUAGGAGUUGUCCAUCGCACUCGGGACGCGAGAAAGAAGAGGCAACAAGACAUUGUGCAAUUUCUAGAAGCCAACAAGAUUGACUUUGAAGAAGUGGAUAUCACCAUGUCAGAGGAGCAAAGGCGGUGGAUGUAUAAAAAUAUUCCUCAAGACAAACUGCCUGCACAAGGCAACCCACUGCCUCCCCAGAUCUUCAGCAAUGAUGAGUACUGUGGAGAUUACGACUCAUUUUUUGAAUCCAAGGAAAGCAAUACUGUCUUUGCAUUUCUUCGCUUGAAGUCUAAUUUGGCCUCACAGGAAUCAGAACCUUAGGAAAACUGCUUGAAGAAUAAAAAAAAAAACACAUUGUCCGGCCGAAUGAAUUCCUCGAUGUUCAGCCCGCUAUACCUUCCCUCGUGGAUCACUGUGAUACCAGCCAAUAUGCACCAUUGGUAUUUUGCUUGCUGCUGAAGAGGUGUGAAAUAAGACAACAGAUAUAAAAACGGGGUGAUUUGUUGUGUUGGGUGCUCUUCUAUCUUUGCAAAUAUAUCUGUAGUUAAUCCUGUGGAUCGUUGUUCUGAUAUGCACUAUUCCAUUCAAAUGAUGACCUAAGGUUCUCAAGAAUGGCAAAUGGCAGCAGAAUCAGAUCACCCAUUAUAUA
This is a messenger RNA of Crotalus tigris (Tiger rattlesnake), 984 nucleotides long. It is a transcript of the gene SH3BGRL2, whose product is annotated as SH3 domain binding glutamate rich protein like 2. Gene Ontology annotation, cellular component: cytoplasm. Lineage: Eukaryota; Metazoa; Chordata; Lepidosauria; Squamata; Viperidae. The record is from RefSeq and is a predicted model, not a curated record. The transcript has 5 exons. The coding region runs from base 225 to 656 and encodes 143 amino acids.